Messenger RNA from Episyrphus balteatus (marmalade hoverfly), 7343 nucleotides. RefSeq names its product dedicator of cytokinesis protein 3 (gene spg). The coding region runs from base 553 to 6342 and encodes 1929 amino acids. Gene Ontology annotation, biological process: small GTPase-mediated signal transduction. Gene Ontology annotation, cellular component: cytoplasm; plasma membrane. NCBI's taxonomy places the organism in Eukaryota, Metazoa, Arthropoda, Insecta, Diptera, Syrphidae. Gene Ontology annotation, molecular function: guanyl-nucleotide exchange factor activity; small GTPase binding. The transcript is spliced from 16 exons. The record is from RefSeq and is a predicted model, not a curated record.
UCGUAUAAAUAAAAUCCCCAUCAAAAAAUUUCACUUCCAUAUCCGUUCUAUCUACAUCGCAUUAAAAAUUUUGCAGCACAACAUCGCUUGGUUUUUUGUUUGACAUGACAUUCGCGAACGUACUGUCAUCAAAGAAAGUAGGAAAGAAGAAAAGUUCUGUGUGUUCUGUGUUGGUUGUCUCUAUUUACUAUACGGGAUUUUAUUGAUUUUUGUGUUAUUAUGCCGUAGUUUUUUCUUUUCUUCUCUCAGCAGGGUUUUUCUCGUGUAUAUUUGAUUAAAAAAAAGAAAAAAGAGUUUUUCCAUUCUCAAGCGUGUGCUACACAAAAAAUUAUUCAUCAAAUUUAUCAUAAAUAAAUGAAAUCACAAAUUCAUUGCAAAAUGUGUUAGAAAAAAGUUUACCUACGCUCGCUUAUCAGCGAAAAAAGUGUGUGUCUCUUUUUUUUGUAGUGCACCAAAAAAAGAGGAAGCAAAAAAAAAAAAUUAUACAUAGUUUGCAUAAAUUUCAUUGAGUUAAGGAGAUUAAUCAAUUAAUUUUGCAAAUCUGGCAACAAAAUGUGGAUACCCUCGAAUAAUAAGUACGGAGUUGCCAUUCACAAUUGGCAUGGCGAAGUGCGUCAUGGACUACCACUGGAUGUUGGCGAUUCUGUUGAAAUUUUAGAAGAAUGCGGUGAAUGGUAUCGAGGGACAUGUCCACGUAAAACAAGAGCUGUCGGUUUAUUUCCGAAAUCCUUUAUUCACAUAAAAGAUCUUUCAAAAAUUGAUCCCGUUGUUAGCGAAUGUACUCAAGUCCUACGAGAAUGGUACGAAAUAUGGAAAAAACUAUAUGUGGACAGAGAAACUUACAAAUUCACUACUUUACUUAAAGUAAUGCGUUCGAUACUAGAAAGCCGUAAAGAAUUGCUUGGUGCUACUCUUACCCAAGACCAGACUCUAGAGUUACAAAUGAUUGUUGUAUCCAAAAUCGAUUGGGGAAAUCGAAAACUUGGACUUGAUCUUGUACCUAGAGUGGGUCCAUUAGCAGUAGAUCCAAAUAAAAUAGGAAUUGUUCGUCUUUAUCAAGUACACGUUACUAGCGCCGACAAUGCUAAGGCUUCAUCGAGUCGUGGAACCUUAAGAAGAAAAACCACCCGAAAAAUACUAACCCAUCAUUUAUAUUUUUGUAUGCGUGAUUUUGGUCACCGAAUCGGCGGUGAUGAUACCGAAGUUUAUUUUUACCUCUACGAUGGUAGUCCAAAUAAAAUGAAAGCCUUAUCUGAAAGAUUUAUGGUGAGAAUUUCCAAGGAUACCAUUUCGAAUUAUUCCGAAAAACUUCAUAGUAAAUGUACAGUUUUUACUGAUUUAGGUGCUGCAGAUCUUGGCGAAGAGCUUUACCUAAUUGCCGUCGUUAUGAGAGUUGGUAAAAUUAUUCACUCUGAAUCAGUGAAAAAGGUAGAAAAAACCAAUACCGGCACAUACGUAUCGACAUUCCGUCGACCUUUUGGGGUGGGUGUUCUAUCUCUAGGCGAUGUUUGUCAAUUCGACAACACAGUCGAAACCGAAGAAAAAGAUUACAACAUUAAGAUUUUCCAAUGUGAAGAAAAAGACUUUCAUCAGCUUCACGAGCUUAUAAUUAAAAAAUCUAGCGGCAAAUUUUGCCCAGUUACAACAGGCAAUCAAAACUCACCCGGAAUUGUUGUGUCCUUGAAACUUCUACACGGUGGAUUAGGUCAGGCUCGCCAAGAGCAACCACUUCUAUUUCAAGGUACAACUAUAACUAGAAAAAUGGGUUUUCCCGAUGUCAUAAUGCCCGGAGACGUUCGCAACGAUAUGUUUAUCACUCUUGAACGUGGUGAAUUUGAACGUGGUGGCAAAAAUACUGCUAAAAAUAUCAUGGUCACUGUACUCGUCCUAGAUAUUGAUGGCAAUGUUUUAUCGGAUUCAUUAUGGCCCGCCUCUGGAAUGGAAUCCCAAAACUCAUUUAAAUCUACAAUUCUCUAUCACCAAAACUCUCCUUGCUGGAACGAAAUGAUCCGGUUGAGUGUCCCAAUUGAUAAGUUUUCCACUGCACAUGUGCGCUUCGAGUUCCGACACUGUUCGACACGAGAGAAAUCGGAACCAAAAUUGUUUGGUUUUAGUUUCGCUCGUUUGAUGGACCCUAGCGGAGCAACUCUUACCGAUGGUCAACACGAACUCUACGUUUAUAAAUGUGAAGAUCCUGGUAAACUUUCUACAUCGCAGUAUCUACGACUGCCAUGUAAACCAAAAGACCCCCAAGCAGAACAGGAAUCGAGUUCUCUCUUCCAUCGUAGCUCCAAGGAGGUCUUUGUGUGUAACUCACUUUUAUGUUCGACGAAACUAACUCAAAACAGUGAUCUUUUGUCAUUGCUUCAGUGGCGUGCACAUCCUGAAACUAUUCAAGACUCACUCACAGGAGUUUUGCGUUUGAACGACGAGGAAUUGGUUAAGUUUCUUCAGGAUGUUCUCGAUGCAUUAUUUGCUAUGUUCUCAAAUGAAGAAGGCAACAGUACACAAUACUCUGGAUUAGUUUUUCACGUGCUAGUUAGUAUAUUCAGCCUUUUACAAAGCAAUAAAUUCCAGCAUUUUAAACCCGUUAUGAAUGCUUACAUAGAAGAUCAUUUCGCAGCUGCUUUAGUUUAUAAAGGUUUAAUAACAUCAGUUGAGCAUAUGGCUGUAUUUAUGACCAAAGCAGAACAUCCAGAUCCAUUUCAAAAAUGUUUUGGUUCACUCGAAUAUAUUUUUAAACUACUCAUUCAGUCGAGGAAAUUAUUUGCUCGAGCAACUGGUGGACAGUAUGAAGAUUCAUUUCGACGAGACUUGCAUUCAUUGUUUACAGCUUUGAAUGGAAUGCUGGCAGUUCCAUCAUAUGAUGUAAUAAUACCAACUCAAGAAGCUCUACUUCAUUCAACUGGUGUGGUAUUGGAACAGCUUAAAGACACUUUACCAGCUCCAGAACUUGGCAUGUUGGCACGUAAUAUGUUGGAUGCUAUUCCUAGAGAUGCACCGAUCAGACUUAUUCAGGCAAAGUUACAUGCUGUGAAAAAUCUAGUGUCUGGAGAAUUAUUUCAUGAAGAUGAUUCCCGUACUGUGGUCUUAUCAGUGGCAUGUAAACAUCUGCGAAUGCAUCUCGGUCGCCGUGACGAACUCAAGCUUUGCUCGGAAAUUAUAUCAGAGAUUCUGACUCAUUUAUAUGAUUUACAACGAGAGCAAAAAGACAAAGUUACAAACACAUUACAACAUGAUCUCGACUCGUUGUGCAAAAAUAUAUUAGGCAUUCUAAUGAAAACUAUUAUAGUCAUGAUGGAUGGUACUAAUACUGUACUUGCACAAUUAGUAGCCUGUCUACUUGGUUUACUACAACUUCUGGAUGAAACUCACUAUAAACGAUAUUGGGACGAGUUGAGUGCGAAUAAAGAUCCGCGAGACUUGAAAGAGUUUCUUAAUAAAAGUAUAUUACUAUUCCAAGAACUUCUCACACAAGAUUGGCUUGUGUUUCCAUCUGAUUGGCUUGUUAUGAAACUCUCAGCAAAUGAUGUUUUAAGAAAGGCAUUGGAAGAAUUCGCCAAACCAUUGGUUUAUCGGUUUCUUGCACCAAAUUCUUUUGAUUCAACACUUUGGUGGUUAUAUUUUAAGUGUGCUGUAGCUUUCCUAACGCAGCCAUCAUUACAACUUGAACAAUAUAGAGAAACAAAAAGAAGAAAAAUUUUAAAUUCGCACGGUGAUAUGCGAGUUUUAAUGGGAUUUCAAAUACUCAGUAUGUGGUCACAAUUGGGGGAGCAAAAAUUGCAUUUUAUUCCUUCGAUGGUAAGGCCAUUUUUAGAAGUCACGCUUGUACCAGAACCUGCACUAAGAAAAGCUACUCUUACUGUAUUCUAUGAUAUGAUGCAAUGUGAACAGUCUGCCCGAGGAUCAUUUCGUCUGGUUGAGAGUGAAUUAAUUGAUAAGCUUGAUUUUUUAAUCAGCGAAAACAAAGGUGAUGAUGAGUACAGAGAGCUAUUUAGUACGAUGGAACAUCUGAGCUUGGUCUUACUGGAAAAAGUACAGACUGAAAAUCCAAAUUGGAAAGAUUCGGCCAUUGCCUUUAUUACAUCGGUAACACGAUUACUCGAGCGAUUAUUAGACUAUCGCAGUGUUAUGCAAGGAGAAGAGAAUCGUGACAAACGAAUGUCUUGUACUGUCAAUCUUCUCAAUUUUUAUAAUAAUGAAAUCAAUCGAAAAGAAAUGUAUCUUAGAUACAUUUACAAACUUCACGACUUGCAUCUACAAGCGGAAAAUUAUACAGAAGCUGGUUUUACACUAAAACUUUAUGCCAGCAUGUUGACAUGGGACAGAGAAUCAAUAUCAAAUGCACCUAAUGAUAACACUGAUCAACUAGAAUGGCAACGAAAAGAAAAACUUUAUCAUGAAAUCCUAAAAUAUUUUGAUAAGGGUAAAUGUUGGGAGAAAGGCAUACCUCUGUGUAAAGAAUUGGCACAUUUAUAUGAAACGCGAUUGUUCGAUUACAAUAAACUGAGUGAAAUUCUAAAUUUGGAAGCGAAAUUCUUCCAAAAUAUCUUAACACAGUUGAGACCAGAACCUGAAUAUUUUCGGGUUGGUUUUUAUGGAAUGGGAUUACCACUCUUUGUUAGAAAUAAACAAUUUGUCUAUCGUGGAUUAGAAUAUGAAAGAAUUGGAGCGUUCACUCAAAGAUUACAAACUGAGUUUCCACAAGCUCAAAUUUUAACUAAUAACAGUCCACCAGAUGCAUCGAUUUUAUCGGCUCCAGAUCAGUAUAUUCAAAUAAGCAAUAUUCGUCCGGUAGGAGAUGCACAAGCUUUGAAAACCGCUAUGGUUCCUGUGCCGGAAAAAAUAGCCAGAUUUUAUGAGGUUAACGAUGUCACACGAUUCAUUUACGACCGUCCCAUAUAUAAAGGCCCCAUCGACAAAGACAACGAAUUCAAAAGUUUAUGGAUCGAACGAACCACCUUAGACAUUGAUAGCCCUUUGCCUGGCAUUCUACGUUGGUUCGAAGUCAUUUCCAAAUCAGUUCAAGAAAUAACUCCUGUCGAAUUUGCAUGUGAAACAAUGAAUAACGUUGGCAAAGAACUAUGGGAUCUUAUUGUGCAAUAUAGAAGUGAUCCAAAACGAAAUAUUAACCCAUUCUCAAUGCGAUUGCAGGGAAUAAUCGAUGCAAAUGUAAUGGGUGGCAUUAGCAAAUACCAAGAAGCAUUCUUUUCCGAGAACUUUCUCAAAUCAGCUCAGGGACAUGGCCAACAGGCAAAUGUACAAAAACUAAAGUGCCUGAUAUUGGAACAAAUUCAGGUAUUAGAAACAGCUUUGGAAUUGCAUGGACAAUUGGCACCGCCAGGAGUUCAACCAUUGCAUAAUCGUUUACUUGAAAGAUUCUCUCAGUUAAGACAAAGCUUGUCGGGCAUGGGUCGUUUGAAACGACAAUAUUCUGAGAGUAUAGUCAAUACCCCUCUACCACCAUUACCCACAGAAACUCAAAAACGAACUCUUAGUUUGGGUGGAAACUCGUUUGGUAUAUAUGAACAUGAUGAAAUUUAUACUAGACCCGCUGAAACUGUGAGACCCGUGGAAAAUCUUUCCUUAGGACAGAUUACUAACUCCUAUCAAACACUCAGCAAAGAGAAUCUCAAUAUUUCGGAUAUAACUCGAUGCGAUAUGAAGGGUCAAGCUCCACCGGUCCCUCACAGACCCAAAUCAACAGGAUUUGUAUGCAAUAUGGAUAGCCCAGAAGUUCCUCCAAAGACUCUACCUCGCGAUCGUGGCGGUACCUCUCCCAAUGCUCCGCCCCUUCCACCUCGUGGCAUUACUCCCGACAAAAGAGCAUCAAAUCCUCCUUUACAAUUCAAUGAAUUUUCAGAUCAGUCUUAUAAUUCUAACUCAAAUUCAAGACAUCAAGGCCAAAAAUAUUCGGUAGUUGAUAUUAGUUUCGAUGAACCCGAAGCUGAUUUCAAUCAGCAUAUGAAUGCCGAUGGUGGACAAAUGAACAUUUGUUAUCCACCAAAUGAUUUUCGUGAUUCUGGUAUAUCAACAAGUUCGAACGAACUCAAUCAACUAAACAACUUAAACUCCUUAGACGGACCCAACAACCAUCAGGAUGCCGAUGUUGGAUUGAACAUCAAUCAUGAGCACCACCACUCACCCAAUUCGUUUGAAUUGGAUCUACCAUUGCCACCACCGAUUCCACCGAAGUCACUAAAUGUAUCUACACCUGAUUGUGAUGAACGAGCCCCAUCGUCAUGCUCACAGCAUCACUGUCAGGAAAAUGGCGGUUCCAAUGAGGGAUAUAUAACUCCAAAGAAUUCGAAAAAUAAUGCCUUUAGUCCUGAUGCAUUAUGAACAUAAUUCUUUUACUAAUUACGAGCAAUAUGGAUUUGCAAAAUACUCGUUAUAUCGGUAUAGAAAAAAUAAGUUAUAUAACAAAAUAAAUUUAAUCCUCCUAACUCCUAAAUUUAUUCUUAAUUGAGCUUCCGAUAUAAAUUGGAAAACAAUAAGUUUUUACAAUUACUUCCUUUCCACCGAUGCUCUAAAAAUUGAUUUUAAGGAAAACAUAUUUAGUUUCCAUAUAUAAAAAAAAAAGAAUCCUAAGUUUUAAUUUUUACGUUCUUUGUGCCAAAAAUCGAAUCCAAAAAAUGUAUUUUUUUAAAUUAUAAAUUUCCAUUUAGAUAUAUAUUUUUCAUCUUGCAUGUUUAUAGUUUUAAAAUUUAAUAAUCAUUUAUUUUUUAAUUUUUAUUGUAAUCAAUAUCAAAAAAGAAAGAAAAAACUUACCGAAGGUUGUGGGAAUAUUGUGCUUAUUGUAAUUUUUUGUUUUUAAUUUUUUGUUUUAAGUUAAAUGAUAUACUCUAUAUAAUAUAAGAAUUUCCUUGUCAUUCUUUUUUUCGAAACUCAAUGUGAUUUAUCGCGCAAACAACAAUCUUUCCCUAAUGAAUCUCAGUAUUUGUAUUUUUCAAUCUAAGUUUUUGUUUUUUUGAUUUUCUAUAUUUUGUAAAUUCUUUGUUUUUUUUUGGCUUACUAUAAAAACUUUAAAACUAUAUUAUAAAUUAUAUUGUAUUUUAAAUGUAAGCGAGUUUUCUCAUUUAAACAAAAACAAAAAAAACAAAAUUUAUUUGUAUCGAAAACACCAUUAUUGCAAUAGUUUAUGUGAUGCACAAAAUAUCAAAAAGCGAAAAGUCGAGAGGUAAAACAAAAAUUAAAAAAAAACAAAUACAAAUCAAAUCAGCGAUGUGUUGUGCAUACGAACGUAAGUUUUUUAUUGUAUAUUUUUAUAUUGUAAAACUAGUCAAAAAAAUAAAAUAAAAGAUACAAAAAUAUAUUAUAAGUAUGCCCUCAUACUAAACUAA